AUGCCCACCCUCAAUACAGAAGCAAGACCAGGAAAAGCCCGUUUUGUGGCUAAGAAUGGUGCCUGCAACGUGGCUCAUAAAAAUAUCCGAGAACAGGGACGUUUCCUUCAGGAUGUCUUCACCACUAUGGUAGAUCUCAGGUGGCAGCAUAGCCUGCUGAUCUUCACAAUGACAUUUAUAUGCAGCUGGAUGCUGUUUGCUAUGGGCUGGUGGCUUAUUGCCUUUGCCCAUGGAGAUCUUGAUCCCAAGCGCAGCAAUUCCACACCUUGCGUCACUAACAUUCAGUCCUUUACUUCAGCCUUUCUUUUCUCAAUUGAGGUUCAGGUGACCAUUGGCUUUGGAGGUCGUAUGGUUACAGAACAAUGUCCCUUGGCUAUAACAAUUCUCAUCAUCCAGAAUAUAUCUGGCUUAAUCAUCAAUGCGGUCAUGUUGGGAUGUAUUUUUAUGAAGACGGCCCAGGCUAACCGUAGGGCUGAGACUUUAAUAUUUAGUAAACACGCUGUCAUAGCCUGCCGGGAUGGCAAGUACCGCUUCAUGUUCAGAAUAGGUGACCUACGCAAGAGUAUGAUCAUUAGUGCUUCAAUCAAGAUCCAGGUGGUCAAGAAGACCACAACCACUGAAGGUGAAGUCAUCCCAAUCUCUCAGGUAGACAUUCAAGUAGAAAACCCUGUUGGAACAAAUUCUAUUUUCUUAGUAUCACCGCUUAUAAUAAGCCACACAAUUGAUGAAAAGAGUCCCCUAUACAACUUCUCAGCUUACGACAUUUGCCAGCAGGAUUUAGAAGUGGUCGCCUUACUGGAAGGAGUAGUAGAAACAACAGGUAUAACAACUCAGGCCAGAACGUCUUACUUGCCUGAAGAAAUUCUUUGGGGUCGUCGUUUUGUGCCCAUUGUUACAGAAGAAGAGGGCAGGUAUUCUGUUGACUACUCUAAAUUUGGAAACACAGUUAAAAUCCAUGGACCCCUAUGCAGUGCGAAAGACCUGAUGGAAGGCAGAAACCAACCAAUUUCACAGGGUGGUCACCCUUCUAGAAUGUUGAAGAGAAGAAAAGUAGAAAGACAUGAACCUUCUAUUUCUGAAAAGAAAAUGCCCAGAGAUACCUCACCCCAUGAUUCUUUUUCUGACUCUUAA
Staurois parvus is the source of this 1131-nucleotide messenger RNA. NCBI's taxonomy places the organism in Eukaryota, Metazoa, Chordata, Amphibia, Anura, Ranidae. The record is from the annotation of a GenBank genome assembly.